AUUAAAUUUGAUUUUAGUUGACGAGACUGAGGUUUGGACAUACGGAUUUGCACUCCACUUUGGCACUUGCUGCUGAGCAUGGGGACGGGUGGUGUGACUUUUUGUAAGUCCCUGAGUCAGUGGAAAAUAUGAUCAUGGCGUGGUGUACCGCAGAUAUUCGUUGAAAUAUGGGAAGCUGUUUAGAGGGAGAUCUGAGGUGCCUGGCAGGAUAUUCUGGCACCCGAGGCAUGGGUCGUGUCAGUCCCUGGUGAACUUUUCAUUCGAAGCGGGUUUGGGAGUUCGGAUCUGAUCCCUGUCUCUCUCCCUUCAUACUCCGUUACAGUAGGUGGCAGUAAUGCUUCUUCCUGAGAGCUGCAAGCCGCCAUCAGCACAAAAGAAGAAAGAGGAGGUUAGAAACAGCAAAGAAUGUGUGUAGGGGAAUCUCAAACACAACAACAAGGGAUUCUCUCAUUCAGCCAACCUGCUGAGACCCCAGUGGAGAGAGAGGUCAUUCACCUGUUCUGUGUGUAGGAAGAAAUUCACUCACUGAGCCAAACUGCAGACUCACCAGUGAGUUCAGAAGGGAGAGAGUGUUCAACUGUUCCGUGCAUGGGAAGACAUUCACUUGGUGAUGUGAUCUGCUGACACACGUGUGAAUUCACACUGGGGAGAGGGCAUACAUCUGCUCAGACUGUGGGAGGGAAUUCACUCUGUCAUCCCAUCUAAUGGCACACCAGUCAGUUCACACUGGGGAGAUGCCGUUCAUUUGCUCAGAUUGUGGGAAGGGAUUCACUCGGUCAUCUCAGCUAAAGGUCCAUCAGCGAGUUCACACUGAGGAGAGGCCAUUUGCCUGCUCAGAUUGUGGGAAGGGAUUCACUCAGUUAUGCAACCUACAGGCACACCAAUUAGUUCACACUGGAGAGAGGCCAUUCACCUGCUCAGAUUGUGGGAAGGGAUUCACUCGGUCAUCUCAACUGAAAGCACACCAGCGAGUUCACACAGGAGAGAGGCUGUUUACCUGCUCAGACUGUGGGAAGGGAUUUCCUUAUUCAUCUCAUCUGAAGGCACAUCAGAGAGUUCACACCGGGGAGAUGCCAUUCACCUGCUCAGACUGUGGGAAGGAAUUCUCACGAUCAUCACAGCUGAAGGUACAUCAGCGAAUUCACACUGGGGAGAGGCCAUUCACCUGCUCAUACUGUGGGAAGAGUUUCUCUCAGUCAUCUCAUCUGAAGGCACAUCACCGAGUUCACACUGGGGAGAGGCCGUUCACCUGCACAGACUGUGGGAAGGGAUUCACUCUGUCAUCCUACCUUCUGGCACACCAGUCAGUUCACACUGGGGAGAGACCGUUCAUCUGCACAGACUGUGGGAAGGGAUUCACUCGAUCAUCUCAACUGAAGGUUCAUCAGCAAGUCCACACUGGGGAGAGACCGUUCAUCUGCUCUGAUUGUGGGAAGGGAUUCUCUCGGUCAUUUCAACUGAAGGCGCAUCAGCGAGUUCACACCGGGGAGAUGCCUUUCAACUGCUCAGAUUGUAGGAAGGGAUUUCCUUACUUAUCUCAUCUGAAGGAUCAUCAGAGAGUUCACACUGGGGAGUGGCCGUUCAGCUGUACAGACUGUGGGAAGGGAUUCACUCACUUAUCAAGCCUACAGAGACACCAGCGAGUUCACACUGGGGAGAGGCCGUUCACCUGUUCUGUGUGUGGGAAGGGAUUCACUCACUCAUCCAGCCUACUGUCACACCAGUCAGUUCACACUGGAGAGAGACCAUUCACUUGCUCAGACUGUGGGAAGGGAUUUCCUCAGUCAUUUCAACUGAAACUACAUCAGCGAGUUCACACUGGGGAGAGGCCGUUCACUUGCACAGACUGUGGGAAAGGAUUCACUCGGUCAUCCCACCUUGUGACGCACUACCGAGUUCACACUGGGGAGAGGCCGUUCACCUGCUCUGAAUGUGGGAAGGGAUUCACUCAAUCAUCCCACCUUGUGGCACACUACCGGGUUCACACUGGGGAAAAGGUUUAAAUAAGCUGCUUCCUGGAUGUUUAACCAUCACAGUCGCUGAAACCAGAUGCAAAGUGACUGUUGGUGUUGAACUCUGCAAUUAUUGCUGCUGCUCAGCACACCCAGUUCUGCACCCUGGUCACUGGGCAUGGGAGGAGUUUCUUCUGCUGAUGUUCACCUUUAAUGGGACUGGAGUCUAAUAUUCUGGAUCUGUGACUUUAAACAUUGUCUCAGGUGCUUAGUGAAUCUCAACACACUCAGUGUACAGUAGAGAGUCAACUCAGCCCAGCUGGUCCCUGCCAGAGUUUCUGUUCCAUGACAGUCCUUUUAAAUUUGUUUCUGUUCACUUCUCGCUCUCCCUGUGGUGAAUAGUCACCACUCUCUGAGUGAAGAGGUUUCCCUUGAAUUCCCUGCAUGACUUUCUGCAGACUGACGAAGGAGCUGACUGCAGUUACGUCUGACAUGUUCUUCAUCCCUCAAAUCUCUGCAUUGAGGCAGAAUGACAUUGGUAGUUAGCCCUCUAGUUUAGCAAUCAAUCGUCUGCUUGUAUUUUAAGUUGUCUUUGUAUGCAUAACAAUUUAAUAUGCCUCCAGUAGCUGUACAAAGUAUAAUUAUGAAAGUUUCUUUGUACUUUAUCAAGUGAGCAAGUGUUUUCUCAUUGGUUGAUUUUUACUGAGUAUUGCCUAAGUGUUUUCUAAUUGGAUUAUUACUAUCUAUAGAUUUGAAUGGAAUUUCUUUUAUCUUUGGAGUUAGCAGUUUUAUGUUUGGUGUUAUCUUUACUUUCUCUCUGUUCUUUACGUAUUAGACCCCUAUCUCAGUUCUGUUCCUGUUUUAUCACUUUGAAUAAAACAAUCAUGAA
Messenger RNA from Hypanus sabinus (Atlantic stingray), 2841 nucleotides. RefSeq names its product zinc finger protein 229-like. Gene Ontology annotation, molecular function: DNA-binding transcription factor activity; RNA polymerase II cis-regulatory region sequence-specific DNA binding. The record is from RefSeq and is a predicted model, not a curated record. Lineage: Eukaryota; Metazoa; Chordata; Chondrichthyes; Myliobatiformes; Dasyatidae. The transcript has 2 exons. The coding region runs from base 705 to 2003 and encodes 432 amino acids. Gene Ontology annotation, biological process: regulation of transcription by RNA polymerase II.